Molecule: messenger RNA, 2533 nt
Organism: Rosa rugosa (rugosa rose)
Lineage: Eukaryota; Viridiplantae; Streptophyta; Magnoliopsida; Rosales; Rosaceae
Product: cyclic nucleotide-gated ion channel 1-like
Exons: 7
Coding region: 490-2346 (618 amino acids)
Source: RefSeq, a predicted model, not a curated record
AACAAGGCCAAGAAAGAACCAUCGUCUAUACCUUAUCUUCUUUCUAUUCUCUUUAAUUUUCUGCCACUCGGUCGGGACAAUAAUUGAUACAACUUUUACUGUGUGAAUCGUUGAUACCAAAAAAAAAAAAAACUACUGAAAAUGAUUUUAUACAUAUCAAACUAUUGCAUGUCAGUAUAUAAAUUAUCUGGACGUACGUAUUAAUUCACACUUAUACUUGAGCUUUAGUUGUUUCUCACAUCUGGUUUAAGAGGGGAUUCACACUUAUCUGGAUGUAAGUUUCUGUUUAGGUUAACCCCUCCUCUUGUCUUACUGCAGGCUCAACUAGAUUACCAUGGACCAUCUCGAACUUAAUUUUGGUUCUUCCAUAUAUAUUUGCAGGAGGCAGCAAUUAAUAUUAAUUAGUCAGUGCUUUGAAGCAUUCUAAUUAAGAAGCUCCAAGAUCUGACUCAUUAAUUGUUGAGUUGAGAGGAAAUAUCAGUUAUACAGAUGUCUGAACAAGCCGUUGUGGAUAUUUGGCAUUCAGAGGCUGUCAAGAGGAAAGCUCAACGUGAAGGACACAGAUCAAGAAAAAUAUGGCCUAAACUAAAGGAUAUUCUUCGGUCUUUCCUGCUAAGUUGGUGGAAAACUAUAUUUACAAUCUCCUGCAUGCUUUCUGUCUCCGUGGAUCCGUUGUUCUUAUACAUUCCUGUCACCAAUGAAGACAUGAAAUGUCUCAGAUUGGACCAUAAUCUCAAGACAGUCACUCUUUUGUUACGAUCGGCCGUCGAUCUCCCAUGUAUAGUGAACAUCAUUUCCCAAAUUCUUGCUGUGAGGCCACGGCAGCGCCGGAGGGUUAAAUUAGUGGAGAUGGCUAAGCGGAUUUUAUGGCCAUACUUCCUAGUUGAUAUUUCAGCUGUUCUUCCCAUUCCACAUGUAGUAAUCCUCAUUUUACUUACAAGAACGAGAAAGGUUUCGAACCCGAAUGCGAGGAAGUUGCUAAACUCUCUUAUUCUAUUCCAAUAUUUUCCACGAAUUUUUCGCAUGUACCAAUCAUGUAAGGUCAAUAAGGAGGAGCCUGAUGAGGAGGAGGCUGAUAAGACUCGUUAUGGCGACCAUGGACAUCGAAUAUGGUUCAAGGUGCUCGGAGCCUUUUGGUACUUCUUUUCUAUUCAACGAGCUAUGGAUUGUUGGCAAUAUGCAUGUCGAAAAGAAAAGAAAUGUGGAGAUAAUACUUUUGACUGUGGUGGCAAUCACUCAUUUAAGAAUGUCACAUUUAUAAAUGAUUUUUGCCCCAUAAGUACACCAAAUCCAACACUCUUCAAUUUUGGUAUAUUUAUGGAGGCACUUCAAUCUAAUAUAGUGGGAUCAACGGAUUUUCCACAAAAGUUCUUGCAUUGUUUUUGGUGGAGUCUGCAAAGUCUAAGCUCAUUUGGUCAAAAUCUCGAGACCAGUACUUAUGCUUGGGAAAAUCUCUUUGCGGUUGGUAUCUCUGUAAUUGGAAUGAUACUAUUCUUAAUAUAUCUCAAUGCAGUUUUGCAGUUCGUAACUACAACAUCGGAAAGACACAAGAGGGAAAUGAUGAGUAAGGAGGUAGAUUUGUGGCUAUUUAGAAAAGGCCUGCCUAGCAAUUUGAAGCAAGUGAUUAUGCAUUUCAUGAUACAAAAACUUAAACAGAAGAUAGAUGUUGGGGUGGAUGAUAUACUCUCUAUUCUUCCUUCGACACAUCGUAAAUACAUCGAGCGUUUUCUCCGUUUGGCUAUCCUUAAAAAAGUGCCAAUGCUUCAAACUAUGGAUGUAAAAAUGUUGAAAGAAAUAUGCGAGCACCUCCAGCCGGUGCACUAUCCUGAGGACAUUUGCAUUAUUGGACAGGGAGAGCGACUAUAUAAGAUGAUUUUCAUCACAAAUGGCACUGUACAGACAUACAAGACUAAUGGUGAAGGUGGAAGAAUUGGUUCCAAGUUUCUUGAGAAAGGGGACUUUUAUGGAUCAAAAGAGCUUCUCAAUUGGGCAUCAAAGUUUAGCUCUUUCGACGACUUACCAAUCUCGACCAGAAUGGUUAAGCCCAUCAUGAAAGUCGAAGCCUUUGUACUGAGUGCGGAGGACUUGAAGAAUGUAGUCCGUAAGUUCUGGUGGCAUUUCACCAAGGACAAGGAUCUAACUGAGUUCAGUGAGCCUGUGUUAGAGGAGCUAGCACUAUCUACCAUAAAACAAAUCCGUCGCAAAGCGAAAAAGAAGCAGGCAAUUAGGUCCCUCAAUAAUCAGCUGGCCAUGGGUAGGCCAAGUAUGAAGUUGCAACGGGUCGUCAGCAGGGCCAUGUGGGAUCAGCUACCGUCUCCGGUUCAAUCUCCGGCUCAUUCUGUAUAAGGCAAGGCUAGCUAGCUCGUUGGGUUUAGUAUAUACUAGCUGGUCUCCGGUUCAUUAAUGUUUCUUAGUUUAUGAUAGAGAGAAUAUCACAAAUGGUCACUUAACUUUCACAUGUUCGACACUUUGGUCACUUACUUUUUAAAUGUAUCACUUUGAUCACUCAAUUUUAACUAUGUUAUUCACUUCA